Messenger RNA from Trachymyrmex septentrionalis, 1211 nucleotides. RefSeq names its product lipase 1-like. The transcript is spliced from 8 exons. Gene Ontology annotation, molecular function: hydrolase activity, acting on ester bonds. The record is from RefSeq and is a predicted model, not a curated record. The coding region runs from base 33 to 1211 and encodes 392 amino acids. Gene Ontology annotation, biological process: lipid metabolic process. NCBI's taxonomy places the organism in Eukaryota, Metazoa, Arthropoda, Insecta, Hymenoptera, Formicidae.
GUGAUUUUAUAAUCUCGAGUAUCGAUAUCAUAAUGAGAAUCGACAUAAAACUUUUACCCCUUGUUCUGCUUACUGUAGUGUUGCUGGAAGCAAGGGUACAUGCAGAUUUAUCAUCCCUUUGGAAGAUAUUAUUCAACUAUCUGUUUCCUAAGGAUCCCGGUAUAGUGAGAGUAAGGAGGCUGGAAGAAGUAAAAAAAAAAACAGUGAACAACGUAUCUAUAUUAGAUUUCAUCGGAUUGAUAGAGAGAUAUGAUUACAUUGCCGAGGAGCAUUAUAUAACAACAGAAGAUGGUUACAACUUGGUAAUACAUAGAAUAUCAGGAACUCCUUUACAUGUAGAUCAAAAGCAAAGACCAGUUGUGUUCCUUAAAAGUGGUAUCUUUAGCUCAUCUGAUACCUGGGUGUUAUUCGGUCCUGGCAGAGACCUUCCAUUUUUAUUGGCUGAUGAAGGAUACGAUGUGUGGCUUGGAAAUUCCAGGGGAAAUACCUAUUGUAGAUCACAUGUAAAAUUGUCUCCACAAAGCAAGAACUUUUGGCGGUAUAGCUACCACGAGAUAGGAACGAAGGAUCUUCCAGUUGUGAUUGAUUAUGUACUUAAUUACACAAAUCAGAAAACUCUGCAUUACAUUAGUUACUCGAUGGGAAGUACCGAAUUAUUCGUUUUAUUAUCCAUGAGACCAGAAUACAAUGCAAAAAUAAAACUGGGAAUCUGUCUUGCUCCAGUUGCCAUUUGGAAAAAAACGAUUCCUUUUCUGGAAUAUUUUUAUAAAAUGAUACCAAACUUUAAGGAAUUUUGUUAUUCUAAUGAAAUAUAUGAAAUAGGAUCCUUAUCAUCAAUGAGUAUUAUGAUGGGAAGAGCGCUAUGUGCAGAUAACACUAUUACUCAGGCUGCCUGCAUUGCAUUAAUGUUUCUAUUCGGCGGAUCCGAUCCAGCACAACUUAAUACUACGAUAUUACCAAUAGUAUUAUCGUAUUAUCCGGCCGGAUCUUCUGUUCAAUUAAUAGAUCAUUAUUUUCAAAACAUGAUUACAAAGAAAUUUCAAGCCUACGAUUAUGGGUAUUUUGGAAAUUACAAACAAUAUGGUCAGAUAACGCCCAUAAUAUAUGACCUUAACAAAGUUACUGUGCCUUUGGCUAUAUAUUAUAGCACUAACGAUUUGAUUGCAACAAAAACGCAACAGCAACAGCAACAACAAACAACAACACUUUGA